AUGCCGCCGCGAUACUUCAAGAACGAUGCGCCGCUGGCUCGGCGAGAUCCUCGUCGGCAGCUCGAAGCAUCACUCACGCGACUCGUCAACGAACACCCUCCGUCCGAGAUCAAGCCUGGCGGCGGCCUCUUCAAGGGCCCCGUCAGUGUCGCCUACACUUUCCUCGUCCUCCAGCAAAUGUACCCAGAUCUCGUCAUCGAAAGCGUCGCGUUAGGAACAUGGUCAGCCGCCUACCUCAAACAAGCCCAAGACAACAUUGCGCAAUACCCAGGCCCUUCGGCGGGCAAGUGUGGAAUCACAGAUGAUAUUCUGAGUCUUCUCGCGAUCGGAGCAGCAAGCAGCAAAGAUGCGGACAUGGUUGCGAAUCUAUGCGACUAUUCGGCGGAAGCGAUUGACCCCGACACUGAGAAUGAGCUGCUGUAUGGCCGAGCUGGAUACCUCUACCUCCUGCGUAUGGUCAAGGCCAGCUUCAUCGACGACGAGAAGACAUUGCAGCUUAUCACAGACACCCAGGACGAUGUAAUUGACACCAUCCUCGACUCCCCUCGACCCUGGCGAUGGCAUGGCAAGGCAUACAUCGGCGCUAUCCAUGGUCUCAUCGGCAUCAUCACGCAAGUCGUGCUCACAAAUCCUCCAAAGUACGCAGAGAAGAUGGAAACAGACCUCGCCGUACUUCUCACGUACCAAUACGACAGCGGGAACUUCCCCUCCAGCGUCCCUCCCGAGCGUGAUCGCUUGGUACAAGUCUGCCACGGCGCACCAGGUGUCGUCAACUCCCUGCUCAGCAUUCGCCACUACUUCCCGAAUUUGAAGGAGAAGAUCGACAAAGCGAUCCAGAAGGGCAGAGAGUGCGUGCUGGAGCGCGGACUACUCACGAAAGAGCCAUGCCUAUGCCACGGUAUUUCUGGCAACGCGCUGUGUCUCGAGGACAAGGAGUUUGAGCAUUUCUUGACUUACACCACUGGACAUGAGAUGAAGUCGAUGGAGAAGGAUGGCAUGCUUGAGAAGAGCUCGGCGCCGGAAUCGUUGUUCUUUGGCGAGGCGGGUAGGGCUUGGACGUGGGCUGUCGCAGACAAGGGUUUGGAGAAGAGGAUCCUUGGGUACAAUGAUCUCUAG
This is a messenger RNA of Fulvia fulva, 1116 nucleotides long. RefSeq names its product LanC-like protein GCR2. Gene Ontology annotation, biological process: carbohydrate metabolic process; peptide modification. Gene Ontology annotation, cellular component: plasma membrane. The transcript has 2 exons. The record is from RefSeq and is a predicted model, not a curated record. Lineage: Eukaryota; Fungi; Ascomycota; Dothideomycetes; Mycosphaerellales; Mycosphaerellaceae. The coding region runs from base 1 to 1116 and encodes 371 amino acids.